AUGCUGGUAUAUAGAAUAUUAGGAGGGAUAUACCUCUCAUCAAUAGAACCAUUGAAUAGUGGAGUCAACUUAAAACGAGAUUAUGGAAUUCACCACAUAUUAUCCGUCAUUCCAGGACCGAUUCCUGCUGCAUACACCAGUGAAUAUCAUUGGAAACAAAUUGAAAUAACCGAUGAAGAAACCACGAAUUUGUUCCCAUAUUUGGAGCCAUGUUAUAAAUUUAUAGAUGAAGCAUUGUUUCUGGAAUCAACUGAUCCUAAGAAACAUUCAGAUAAUAUCUUGAUUCAUUGUUCUCAAGGAGUUUCUAGAUCUGUUGCCAUAGUCAUGUCAUAUUUAAUGAAAAAAUACAAGCUUAAUGUGCAACAAUCAUUACAUGCUGUCAAGAGGAAAUGUCCCGAUGUUGGACCAAAUGAAGGAUUCGUGUCUCAAUUGAAAUUAUACAAGGAUAUGGGAUGCGUAGUUGAUGAAGAUAACGAUGAAUAUAGACAGUUCUUGGUAGAUUUGAAUUUGAAGCUCGACCCUUCAGGACAAUCAUUACGUGAAUUAAUGAGUAAACGCAGUGAAUCUACCGCUCCACAAGAAACGGAAGUGGUUUAUGAACUCAGAUGCAAAAGAUGUCGUCAAGUUCUUGCCAAUAACACCCAUAUAGAACAACAUGAAAUACCCGUAGCUGAAUCUCGUCAGUCCCAAUUUGUCAAAACCGCACCAAACUCAAGAAGAGUGAUUUCAAUUGAAGAAGCCAGUGAUAAAUGUUCCCAUUAUUUCAUGAAGGAUCCAUUGAAAUGGAUGAAGGAAGAACUUGACAAAUCAGAAAUUGAAGGGAAAUUCCAAUGUCCUAAAUGUACUUCUAAAGUUGGUGGAUAUAGCUGGCGAGGCUCUAGAUGUUCUUGCGGGAAAUGGAUGAUUCCAGCCAUACAUUUACAACAAGCAAAAACUGAUUGUAUUAGUAAGAAUUUGCAUGCACCAAUACAUCAAUCAAAUGCUUAG
Molecule: messenger RNA, 987 nt
Organism: Spathaspora passalidarum NRRL Y-27907
Lineage: Eukaryota; Fungi; Ascomycota; Pichiomycetes; Serinales; Debaryomycetaceae
Gene: YVH1
Product: tyrosine protein phosphatase
Exons: 1
Coding region: 1-987 (328 amino acids)
Biological process (GO): protein dephosphorylation
Cellular component (GO): nucleus
Molecular function (GO): protein tyrosine/serine/threonine phosphatase activity
Source: RefSeq, a predicted model, not a curated record